Molecule: messenger RNA, 174 nt
Organism: Fusarium fujikuroi IMI 58289
Lineage: Eukaryota; Fungi; Ascomycota; Sordariomycetes; Hypocreales; Nectriaceae
Exons: 3
Coding region: 1-174 (57 amino acids)
Source: RefSeq, a predicted model, not a curated record
AUGUGCGGUAAUUCCUCCCAAGACGAGCAUCCCACUGUCAACGAUGAAGAUUCGGACUAUGGGACCAGUCAAACUGAUAUCGCCAAAGAGAAGCGAAACCGUCAUAUCGCUGCGAAGACCGUUCUGAAGGGCUAUGACGGGGGAGGAAGAAAACAGGACCUUAAUCUUAAGUGA